Bombina bombina (fire-bellied toad) is the source of this 4155-nucleotide messenger RNA. RefSeq names its product SEC23 homolog A, COPII coat complex component (gene SEC23A). Gene Ontology annotation, cellular component: endoplasmic reticulum exit site; COPII vesicle coat. Lineage: Eukaryota; Metazoa; Chordata; Amphibia; Anura; Bombinatoridae. Gene Ontology annotation, molecular function: zinc ion binding; GTPase activator activity. The record is from RefSeq and is a predicted model, not a curated record. Gene Ontology annotation, biological process: COPII-coated vesicle cargo loading; intracellular protein transport; endoplasmic reticulum to Golgi vesicle-mediated transport. The transcript has 20 exons. The coding region runs from base 428 to 2725 and encodes 765 amino acids.
UGACGCCCCUUAUUAUUCCCACAGCCUAUAAAUGUAUUGUAUAGAAUGGUAAACGCCUAUCUUUUAUGUAAAACAACGGUUUAUGGUAGCGAUAUUAAUAUUUUCCCACUAAACUCGUUUCUACAUUAGUCUCUAUGAUAUGUCAGUGCACACUAAAGGCAAUGCACUAUAGUCCAAACAUACCCUUUCAUCACCCAGACUAAAGGUGCAGCGCACCUUGCAUCUGUCUAUGACGUCACUAUGUGCACGAAUGUCUGUUGUCCGUGUACACUGCAUCUCAUUUUAUAAAUACAUUCUGCUCCUUGACGUGGCACUGGGGGGCGCCAUGUUGAUGACGUCACGCGGUGCGCUGGCCGCAGCUGAGAGCAAGAGUCUGGAAUAGGGAGGUGAGUGCGAGCGGUAAGAGGGAAAGAGGGAGUGUCUGACCAUGACAACUUUCCUAGAAUUUAUUCAGCAGAACGAGGACAGAGAUGGGGUCCGUUUCAGCUGGAAUGUGUGGCCUUCAAGCAGAUUGGAGGCCACAAGAAUGGUGGUGCCAGUAGCAUCCCUCUUCACGCCAUUGAAAGAGAGACCAGACCUUCCUCCUAUUCAGUAUGAGCCUGUGCUUUGCAGCAGGACUACCUGUAGGGCUGUGCUAAAUCCUUUAUGCCAAGUGGAUUAUCGAGCAAAGCUAUGGGCCUGCAACUUUUGUUACCAACGAAAUCAGUUUCCUCCCACAUAUGCUGGCAUCUCAGAAAUGAAUCAGCCUGCUGAACUCCUGCCUCAGUUCUCCAGCAUUGAAUAUGUAGUUCAGAGAGGCCCCCAGAUGCCUCUUAUCUUUCUGUAUGUGGUGGAUACUUGCAUGGAGGAUGAGGAUCUGCAGGCUUUGAAGGAGUCUAUGCAAAUGUCUCUCAGCUUGCUGCCUCCCACUGCUUUGGUGGGGCUGAUAACGUUUGGCCGUAUGGUGCAUGUCCAUGAACUCGGAUGUGAGGGCAUUUCUAAGAGCUAUGUUUUCAGAGGAACCAAAGAUGUGUCUGCAAAACAACUACAGGAAAUGUUAUCACUUACAAAACCGACACCUGCUCAAGGUGGACGUGGUCCGCAAGUUCAGCAGCCUCCUCCCUCUAACAGAUUUUUGCAGCCUGUACAGAAAAUCGACAUGAACCUCACUGACUUGUUGGGAGAACUACAACGUGAUCCAUGGCCGGUACCACAAGGCAAGAGACCUUUGAGGUCAUCAGGAGCGGCCCUCUCCAUAGCUGUUGGCCUUCUUGAGUGCACAUUUCCUAAUACAGGGGCCCGGAUUAUGACGUUCAUUGGGGGACCAGCCACACAAGGCCCAGGGAUGGUAGUGGGAGAUGAACUUAAAAUCCCCAUCCGUUCGUGGCACGACAUUGAAAAGGACAAUGCCAAAUAUGUAAAAAAGGCAACCAAGCAUUAUGAAGCUCUUGCAAACCGUGCUGCAGCGUCUGGCCAUGUCAUUGAUAUCUACGCCUGUGCACUGGAUCAGACAGGACUUCUGGAGAUGAAGUGCUGCCCAAACCUCACAGGGGGUCACAUGGUAAUGGGUGAUUCUUUCAACACAUCUUUAUUCAAACAAACCUUUCAGAGGGUCUUUACCAAAGAUUCACAGGGGAGCUUCAAGAUGGCAUUUGGAGGUACAUUAGAAAUUAAGACAUCAAGAGAAUUGAAGAUUUCAGGGGCUAUUGGUCCAUGUGUGUCCCUGAAUGCCAAAGGACCCUGUGUGUCUGAAAACGAGAUUGGAACAGGAGGCACCUGCCAGUGGAAAAUAUGCGGUAUUAAUCCCACCACAACCUUAGCUGUGUACUUUGAAGUUGUCAACCAGCACAACGCUCCUAUCCCUCAAGGAGGAAGAGGUGCGAUCCAGUUUGUGACACAAUACCAGCAUUCAAGUGGGCAGAGACGGAUCCGUGUGACAACAAUUGCAAGAAAUUGGGCUGAUGUGCAGACUCAAAUCCAAAACAUAGCUGCCUCUUUUGAUCAAGAGGCCUCGGCUAUCAUUCUGGCCAGGUUGGCAGUAUACCGAGCAGAGACUGAGGAAGGGCCAGAUGUUCUGAGGUGGCUCGACAGGCAGCUCAUUCGGCUGUGUCAGAAAUUUGGAGAAUACCACAAGGAUGACCCUAACUCUUUCCGAUUUUCUGAGACCUUCUCUCUCUACCCACAGUUUAUGUUUCACUUGAGAAGAUCUCCAUUCCUACAAGUGUUUAACAACAGCCCAGAUGAGAGUUCCUAUUAUAGACACCACUUCAUGCGACAGGAUCUCACUCAGUCACUAAUCAUGAUACAGCCAAUCCUUUACUCCUACUCCUUCAGUGGACCACCAGAGCCUGUACUUCUUGACAGCAGCAGUAUUCUUCCAGACAGGAUUCUCCUCAUGGACACAUUUUUUCAGAUUCUCAUCUACCAUGGUGAGACUAUAGCACAGUGGCGAAAGGCAGGAUAUCAAGACAUGGCAGAGUAUGAGAAUUUCCGCCACCUGCUGCAAGCGCCCAUAGAUGACGGGCAAGAAAUCCUUCACACUCGUUUUCCAAUGCCUCGAUAUGUAGACACAGAGCAUGGAGGGAGUCAAGCUCGAUUCCUGCUCUCGAAAGUGAACCCUUCUCAGACUCAUAACAACAUGUAUGGCUGGGGACAGGAGUCCGGAUCCCCUAUCCUAACAGAUGAUGUCAGCCUGCAAGUGUUCAUGGAUCAUCUAAAGAAGCUUGCUGUGUCAAGUGCAGCUUAGUAGAACCACAGCAUGGCUGGAACUACUUUUAUUAUCUGAAGUUCUGAUCACCACUCUUCUGGCUUUCAGACAUAUUCUGCAGAGUUGGAGGAAGAACCUUCUGCACCUGAUCAAUAUGGGCUGGUGCACUGGCAUCCUUACUACUUCUCUGUCAUUUGCAGAUUUGCAAACCUUGUGAACAUGCUGCCUACAUAUUACACUAUAAAUGCUAUAGAACAUGUAUUUAAUUGCUUAGCAACAGCUAAUUACCCUUAAGUAAAUAUUCCUCAUGAGCCAAAAGAACAAAAAAUCGUUAUCCAUUGUAUAACCCUAUUAGGUGUGUAACACACUACAAGCUGUUAAAGCAGUAAUAUUAUCUAAAACUCCCUGUAAAUGCAAUAAAUCAAAUAGUAUAGAAUUUACAUAAAAUAUAUAUAUUUUAAAUAAGAUAUUUACCAAUAUUGCUCAUAAAUUUCAGUCUAUUGAAAGAAAAAAAAAACUAUCUGAGGUAAUUGGAUGUUAUAAAAAUGUAUUAUUUUUCCUCUGUGUAACUUGCAUAUGCCCAGCAAUCUAAAUUUGAGAAUGUAGACUAUGUAAUGUCCUACAGCCUUUGUUUCAGCACUUGACAGCUUGUUUGUAUAUUUAUUCAUUCUUAAACAAGCGCCAAUUGUUUGGGACAGGAGCGUGAUUGCUUGACGGAUAAAUGCUGUUGUAAAGUGAGCAACUUUUUUAUUCAGUUAUUUCUAUAUGGCUCCCGCAAUAUUGAGUCAUGUUUUUGGAAAAUGAAAAUUUGCCAGUUUUGAAAACAUUUCCAAUUACCUCAAAUAAUCCAUGUUAUUAACAUUUGCAAUACUGUCAAGGAUCAAUGCCAAGGUUACAUUACAAUUCUCUGAUUUGGCCAAACUAUUAAUGAUGCAUUUACUUCAGUGGCUAGGCCCAUUUAUCAUGUUUACACAAACACUAUUAUUAUUCUUGUUUUUUAUGUGUCCUUUAGUACAUAUGUCAAUCCCAGUGCUAAGCAGUAUUCAUAUUUUUGCAUGCGUGUUGUGUUAUUUUAUUUAAAAACAAAUUCCAUGAUUUUUUUUGAACUUAUGUUAUAGCUUUUGAUAUUGAGAGCAACCAAACAUAGUUACAGGCCUCUCUGACGGCACACAAUAGCAGAACAUACAUGUGUGGAAUAUUUAUCUAGGAGAACCUCCCAUAUCAUCAAAUUUCUUACGACUCCCAUAGUUUGUCCCUUUUUGUGUUUACAUCUGUCAUGUUUUCUCUUGUUUUACUCCAAAAAUAAACCUAGUUUUAAGCCAAAGCCAUGUCCAUGUUUUACCCUUCCAUUGCUGAGGAUGUUUUGUAGGCAAAUAAGCUGAAGAGAUGUGACAUGUAAUUUCUUCAGCUGCUGUUACCAUUUCAGUUCAUCCUUUUCUCUAUGGAGACAAAUAAAUGAAAUAAGAUUU